CCUCAAAUUGGCACGCAAUGGCAACAAUUGAGCAACAAGAUACAUGCAGAGCAAAAGAUCUGUUGCCGCUCCAAGAAUAGCAGAGCUUCAACAACCAUUGCCAGCAACUGGUAUUAGAUCUGUCUGUGCUGUGCUUCAGUACCAGCUUUCUCUUGGCUAGCUAGAAUGGUAUUAGCGGCACUCCUUCUGUGUUUUGUUUGCUGUCGGGGAUCUUGGGGAUUUCACGGAUUGGUAUACCCUCGGAAUGUUGGUCCGAGCAGAAGCUCUGUUCCUCCUGCAUAUCGUCAUCAGAGACGGUUGGGUGAAAUCAGAAUAGGCAGCUCGUUGCUGUGGUCCAGUCAGGAGAGCAGUCCGUUGGAUGCUUCCUCCUCGAAUAAGAAAAAUGAGACCUUGCCGUUGUUUUCUCAGUUGAUUGCGUCUCUCGGUGAUGGUAAUAACGGCGGUAGCAGCCAACCAGAUGCAGACACGAGUAGCAGCGCCGUCAAUAUCACUACCCCGGUGAGCCCUGAACAAGAAAAACUGUUGGCAGAAGCGGAAGAAUUGCGGCAACGAGCUAGGAAACUAAAGGCAGAAGCCCUGGCGGAGGAAGCCGCAUUAAAGGACACUCGAUCCAAUCAGCAGUCAGCCAGAAUACGAGACGGCGAUUUUCUCAUGCAUCGGCUAUUUCAAGACAUGGAAAGUGCAGCAGAAGCAAAUAAUAAGAAUAAUGACCAGGCAAACAACAAUGGCACCACGUCAAUAUCCAUGCUGGAAGAAGAGCAAAAGAUUGCCAAUAUACUUCGAGAGGAGCGGUGGUCACCCGAUCAAGUCUUAUUAGUGUUGGAGAGACUGGUGGAGCAGCAAAUACAACACCAGGAUAGCCGACCAAUUCUCACACCCAGUCAGUCGGCAGUCAUUUCCAACAAUCCAAACUUUCAAAUCGGAGACACUCGGAAUGCAGCCAUUGUGGCCAAUGAAACCAAAUGGCAAGUCCUGGAGGGAUGGAUUGCCUGCUUGAUCAAUGCUGCAGCCAUGUUGGAUGAUGAGUUCAAUGACAAAAACAGCAACAAUAACAAAGACAACAGCAACAAGAGUCAACAAUCAUCAUCUAGUGGAGAGAAAGAAGAAAGAGCAAAGACAACACAAGCGUACAAUUCACGAUGGACGGGCCGUGUUGCCACUACUUUGAGAAGUCGUCGCAAGGAACUCAUGCGAGCCCAAGAAGAGGAAUUGAAACGAAGAAUAGCUGCCAAUGUCAAUGCAGUUUUCCGUGCGACUAGUAAGAGUCUCUCAGAAGCUGCCGCCGCCGCUCGGUCCCCAACAGGAGCGACGCCGGUACCAGAUGAUAUUCAGGAAUAUACAAGACAAACUUUGGGUUUGCCACCCCCGUCGAGUGGCGGUGGCGGUGGACCAAGCUUGAAUACCACUGCUGUUAUGGAAAGUGUGCAGCCAGUACCCCUGUGGGUUCCGUCCUCCCUUUUGCCGUACCUGGUACAGUCCAAGGCCACGUUGGUCAAGGAAGAUGUUACUACUAUUAAAGAGAGGGUACUCAUUGGAAGUCGCUUCUUUUGCACCUCCUCGGAUGCAAUUCCUUCCGCCGCUGUGUUUCGGGGAAACAUUCGUACUCCUGUCGGCUUGGUGGACUCGGACGCAUCGGACGGUACCAGCUCCAGCAACGUUGUGAGCAAUCACACGGCGGUUGUAUUUCAAGAGGUUCAACAGCGGCUGGAAACAGAAGGACUCGCGGGAAGGGUGCAGUUGUUCAUGAUGGAAGACUCCGAGUGGCGACCAGGUAAAGACGCACGAGUUUCAAAACCGAAUCCUGUCAUUUUGGCCAUUUCCAAGAGGGUGGAACCUGUGGAGAGUGCAAUGGAAAAAGUGACCACAUCCAAGAUUGCAAAGAGGAUUGCUGUGGCUUUGUCGAUGCUUGCAACUUUCUCUUUUUCAGUUUCGUCGUAUGCCCUGAACCCCACCUUCUUUGACGCAGUUGUGAAUCAGAAAAGCGUCCCAGCACUACUUUCCUGCAUCCCUCUUUGCAUCGGCAUUCUCUCUGUUCAACUCUUCCAUGAAGCAGCUCACUACUUGGUUGCCAAACUCCGAAAGAUUAAGAUUGGGCGUCCAACUCUGCUUCCAAGCCCACAGGUUGGCACUUUUGGAUGCAUCACGCCCAUCUUGUCGUUUCCGACCAAUCGAUCCGCUCUCUUUGAUUUGGCCUUUAGUGGCCCUGUCUCGGGAAUGUUGAUUUCCUUCCUGAUGAUGUGGGGUGGAAUGUACGCAACAACUCACGCUUCAGAAGUUGCCAUGUCGAGUUUUCCAGUCUUGCCGAUUGGUUUACUGAAAUCUAGCCUGCUGACAACCAUUUUUGUUUCGGUGACGGCCCCCAAACUGGUCAUGUUGCCCAUGGCACAACCGAUACCUCUCCAUCCCCUGUUUAUCUCGGGAUUCUGUGGGUUGGUUUCAUCCGCAUUGAACCUUCUUCCUGUCUUUCGGUUAGACGGAGGCCGGUUGAUAUCAUCCUUGUUCGGUCCUCGAUUUGCGGGUGUUUCCUCCGCAGCAACGCUAAUGUUUAUGCUCUCAUUGACAAUCUCGGGCACAUCAGGAAUUGCUUUGACAUGGGGACUUCUCAUCGUCUUUCUACAACGGCGAACAGAGGUUCCUGUACGGGAUGAUGUCACGAUGGUCGAUGACGUUCGAUUUGGGGCAUGGAUCGCUGCCACGACUGCAGCAAUCCUAACGCUGGCGCCAUUUCCUGGGGGCCCAGGAUUCCUGUGACCACUGUAACACUGCUAGCUACGUCAAAACACUAAACUAGAGUUGUCCCAUUGUACAGAAUC
This is a messenger RNA of Seminavis robusta, 2813 nucleotides long. The record is from the annotation of a GenBank genome assembly. NCBI's taxonomy places the organism in Eukaryota, Bacillariophyta, Bacillariophyceae, Naviculales, Naviculaceae.